AUGUCGAAUUUAUCUACAAGUCGUACUCAAGACGAAGAAAUUAUCUAUAAAACACAAGAACGGAAAAAUUUAACAACAAAUAAUUAUGAUAAUAUCAAUGGAAAUUCAUCAGAAAAUUAUAUUGAAAAUUUUACUAAUUUAUCUAAUACAGAAAAAAGUCUUGUACUUCAUCGAGUUGCACAAAAUUUAAAAACAAAACCUAUUCGAAAAGAACCAAAACUUGAUGAUGAUUUUAAUGAACGAAUUUUGGAUCUACUUAAAAACGAUGUUUAUGAUGAAAUUUCACAAUCACCUUUUACUGAUAAUUCUCUACAUAUAAUAAAAAAUGAUAAUAUUUUAAAUAAAAUAUGUAAUGAAAUUAUUGAUAUUUUACAUCAGUGGUUUAAUAACAAACAUAAAUUAUGCACAUUUUUCAAUCAUUCAUUACCACAAUCAAUACGUUUUGUUAGUUGGUAUUCAUAUUUAUCUAAUAGUAAAUACCGUGAAAAAUUUCUUAAUGAUUUGGCAACUCAUCCUCGAAGUGUACUAUCACCAAUGGAUUCUGAAAUUCAACGUAAUUCUGAUCGUUUAAUUGCAACAUUACCAAGUGCACCUGAUAUGAUCAAUUCUAAAGGAAAUAUGAAUGCAGUAAAAGCAAUACUUUCUUAUCAUCGUUCACUCUUUCCCCAUAGAUAUGAUUUGGUUAAUGCAGAAUAUUAUUAUGUAAUACCGAUUAUACUUUCACACAAUACACCUUUAGCAAGCUCUGAGGAAUCCUAUCUAACAUCGCUUGCAAUUUUAAUUGAAAUGUAUCAAACAUUUUUGGAAACAAUGCCAUCAAUAUUACGCAAGAUUUAUUCAAAUAAUUCAAAAGAAGAAUUAGAACCAUGGUUUUGUGAAGUUGAAAAUCAUUUGAAAAACAUUGAUCAAUCUUUUUACAAACAUAUACAAAAGAUUCUUCGUUCAUCACCCACUUACAAAUCUACAAUUGAUUCUAGUUCUGUAUUAAUUUUACUAAGAAAAUAUUGUUAUAAAUGGUUCAAAUAUAUGUUUGUUGGUUGUCUUAUAACUGAUCCCUUAUUAUUUGUUUGGGAUCAAUAUUUGGUAACUCGUAAUAUAUCUGGAUUUCAUAACGAACUUCUACCAGCCAUUGCAACAGCAAUAAUUAUAGCAUUGAAGGAUUUAUUAAUGGAAUGUAAAAAGACAUCAGAGAUUGAAAUAAUUAUACAGAAUAAAUCGACUAUUAUUGAAACACAUCAAUUACAAUCGAUUAUUGCUCAAUUUUUCUUACCAAAUUUAACAAAUAGAAUAACUGCACCGAUUGGUCAACAACCUAAUAAUUCAUCACGACAAAUACCCGACAUGAAGAUGAAUCCUGUAUAUGAUUUUCUUAGUACAAUAACAGAAACAUGCAAUCGAGUUGUACAUGGUGAAGGAGAAAAUAACGCAACAUUAGAUGAACAAACGAAAAAUGAUAUAUACAUCCAUAAAUUUGAUUUAAAAAUGGCUGAACGAGAAGUUAUGAGAAAAACAUUAAAUAUCAAUGAAGACGAUGCAUUAACAUUUGAACAACAACAAAAAUAUAAUCAAGAAAUGACAGAAGUGAUGAAAAACCGGAUUCAUCAUCGCUAUGCUAAUGAACUCAAAUGA
Molecule: messenger RNA, 1629 nt
Organism: Rotaria sordida
Lineage: Eukaryota; Metazoa; Rotifera; Eurotatoria; Philodinida; Philodinidae
Source: the annotation of a GenBank genome assembly